AUGGUCGCGCUCUCCAAAGCGCGUCAGUGCGCAGCCUCGAAGAAGACGUCAUGAGCGUCUUACUACCAAACAUGGCGGACUUUGAUACCAUUUAUGAGUUAGAAGACGAUGAGGAGGACCUUGUAGUGAGCGAAGAGAACUUGCCCCGAUACUGUCCGGAGCCGGUGGUUAUGCGGGGGGCUGGGCACAUCACAGUGUUUGGACUCAGCAACAGAUUCGACACAGAGUUCCCUACUGUUCUCACGGGAAAGGUAGCACCGGAAGAAUUCAAAACCAGCAUCAGCAGGCUGAACGCGUGCUUGAAAAAGAACCUCCCUGUGAACGUGAAGUGGCUUCUCUGCGGCUGCCUGUGCUGCUGCUGCACGGUGGGCUGCAGUCUGUGGCCCGUUAUCUGCCUCAACAAGAGAACGAGGCGAUCCAUUCAGAAACUUCUGGAGUGGGAGAACAACCGAUUAUACCACAAGCUGGGUUUGCACUGGAAGCUCAGUAAAAGAAAAUGUGAAAGCAGUAACAUGAUGGAAUAUGUGAUUCUUAUAGAAUUCUUACCUAAAUAUCCCAUAUUGCGGCCGGACUGAGGAGGCUGUCCUCAGGCUGAAGGUGUGGCCCUCCAAUCUCAUCCGUAGUGCCUUGUACAUACAGUUGGUUGGAAUGAGGGUCUGCACUGGCGUCUCCUGUGAUGACUCCCAUACAUCUCAGUUCCUUGUACAUUCAAAUUUUUUGCAACACUGUCACUUUGCUUUAGAGCAGAUUUUGCACAUUUUUUCCCCCAUCGGAACCUGACUCCCUCGUUGCAUUUGGAUGUUUUUGUUACCUUUAGAAAAAAAAAAGAAAAACAAAAGAAGUGAAACUCACCAGAAGUUCACUAGAAGUGCAUUUACCCCAAAGCACCACUGACCUGUAGCUCAUCUGUCAUAUCGGUAGUUUCUCGCAAAGAAUGUGAAACUUUGCGUAACUCUCUUUGCCUUAUGUGUGGAUAGGAGGAAACAAAAUCAGCGUCCAUGUAAGCGGAUGCCAACAGAUGAUCCCAGCAUCCAGAUGUCAUUUGCUGGUUUUUAAAAACCAGUUCUUUGCAGUUCGAUGGGAUGAUGGUGGAACGCGCAUGGUGGAUCUCAUCCCUCUGUGUUUUGUCUUAACCCUUUGAGAACUUGACCUGUAAAUACCACGCUAGAGUCGGCUGUACAGUGGUUUACCAUUUGUUUACAUAUUGUUACAUUUUUUUUGCCAAAAUAUUUGCUGUACCAUAGUUUUGAUGAAUGAAAGGUGUCUGUAUACCUUUCAGGUUUAUAUGGACCUGUUUACCUUGUAAGCCAUAUGUUGACAUGUAACUGAUGCCAGAGUAAAGGACUUAUUAUUGCACUUGAGCCGAGAAAGAGUGAGAAUUUCAUAAAACUGCAUCUGAAAUAUGGUACAUUCUUUUUAUCAUAUUUUUUUUUAUUGUUUUUGCCAAUAAAGAUGACACUAUUGUUAAACACAUUUGGAAGAUGUUGUUUUGUUUAUUAUUUUUUUAUAUUGAUGCUCUUUUUGUGAUCAUUUUUUUCUCCGAGCUACAGUUCAUCCUAAUUUGUUUGGAGGAUCAUCCAUCCCGGAUGUUUUGAGCAGAUGGCUCCUUUGUUUCUUCCUGUUAUACCCCAAUAGAACGACUGCAUCGCGUUGUACUCCUGUCCUUCUGAAGCAGUAGUUGAUGAGACUUCAAAUCCUCUAAAUGUUUAUCAUGACAACCGAACUAACUUCUGGGGAAACACAAUAAAUGGUUGGUUUUUA
Molecule: messenger RNA, 1761 nt
Organism: Oryzias melastigma (Indian medaka)
Lineage: Eukaryota; Metazoa; Chordata; Actinopteri; Beloniformes; Adrianichthyidae
Gene: chic1
Product: cysteine-rich hydrophobic domain 1
Exons: 6
Coding region: 51-575 (174 amino acids)
Source: RefSeq, a predicted model, not a curated record